Messenger RNA from Lachnellula hyalina, 1479 nucleotides. Its product is annotated as Cytochrome P450 monooxygenase. The record is from RefSeq and is a predicted model, not a curated record. The annotation marks the transcript as partial. Gene Ontology annotation, molecular function: monooxygenase activity; iron ion binding; oxidoreductase activity, acting on paired donors, with incorporation or reduction of molecular oxygen. The transcript is spliced from 4 exons. Lineage: Eukaryota; Fungi; Ascomycota; Leotiomycetes; Helotiales; Lachnaceae.
CCUCCAACUCUACCCUUGAUUGGCAACCUUCACCAAAUUCCCAAGAGCGGUGCCCCUUUACAGUUCACAGCAUGGGCCCAACAAUAUGGCGGCAUCUUCUCCCUCAAGCUGGGCUCCUCGACGGUAGUAGUAAUCACAGACAAGAGCUUGGUCAAGGCCAUGCUGGAUAAAAAGAGCUCAAUUUACAGCGGCAGACCUGUCUCCUAUGUCUCAGAUCUUAUGACACACCGCGAUCAUUUACUCGCCAUGGAUUAUGGCGAGAAAUGGCGGAAGUUUCGCAAGUUGAUUCAUCAACAAUUCCACGAGUCGCGUUGUGAGAAGGAACAUAUUGUAUUGCAAAACGCGGAGGCGGUCCAGAUGCUGUGCGAUUUCUGUCUUGCUCCUGGUGAAGUAAUGAAGCAUCCUAAGCGUUUCAGCAACAGCAUCACCAUGACCUUAGUGUAUGGGAUUCGAAGUGCGACAGUUGAUACCCCUCAUCUUGUAAAGCUAUUCGAGCUGAUGGAAGGCUUUUCCGAAAUCAUGGAGCCAGGGUCUACGCCCCCCGUGGAUAUCUUUCCAAUCCUGAAAUACCUGCCAGAAAGCCUAUUCGGUGACUGGAGGACCAGAGCUCGCGACGUUGGCAAAAAGAUGGAUACACUAUACGGCAAGAUGGUUAGCCAAGUUAUGAAGCGACGCCUGGCAUCAGGCAGCGCCGGCUCGUUCCUCGAUUGCAUAUUCGACAAGCAGGACAAACUAAACCUCACGCGCGAUGAAAUCAAUUUCAUCUGUGGUGUGUUACUGGAAGGUGGUUCCGAUACCUCGUCAUCCGUCAUCAUCGCCUUCAUCCACGCCAUGAUCAAAUACCCGAACGUGCAAAAGAAAGCACAGGCAGAGAUAGACCAAAUUGUCGGACAGAGCCGCUCACCUCUCUGGUCCGAUUACGCCAGGUUACCAUACAUAGCCAUGAUUGUGAAAGAGACCAUGCGCUGGCGUCCAGUCGUCCCUCUAGGCUUUCCCCACGCCUCCAGCGAAGACGAUAUGGUCAACGGAAUGUCCAUCCCCAAAAACUCCACUAUCAUCCUCAACGUCUGGGGCCUACACCACGACCCCGUUCUCGUUCCCGACCCCGACACCUUCAACCCAUCUCGCUUCGCAACCCGUACCCUCCUCGCCCCUGAAUACGCCUCGUCCGCCGACUACGAGAACCGCGACCACUAUGGCUACGGCUCCGGUCGCCGCAUAUGUCCGGGCAUCCACCUAGCAGAGCGCAAUCUCUGGCUGGCGAUGGCAAAGCUGCUGUGGGCGUUUUCGAUCAAGGCGAAAGAGGGCGCGGAGCCUAUUGAUACGGAUUUGCGGACGGCUUAUUUGGAGGGCCUUUUGUGCUGUGCUAAGCCGUUUGAGUGUGCUAUUGAGCCAAGGUCGGAGGAGCGCCGGGAGACUAUUAUGCGGGAAUUUGAGCAGGUCAAUGAAGAGGUUUUUGCAAAAUAUGAGACUGAGUAG